AUUUCUUUGCAGGAUUUCUUUUUUUUUGUUCUCUCUCUCUCUCUCUCUCUCUCUCCAUCAUUGCUUAUAAUCAAUCUGGUAAAUCUAGGGUUUGAUUUUCGAUCAGUUUUGAUGUGACGAAUUUAGAUUUAGGAUUUGAUUUGAAUUCAAGAGCUAUUGUUUAGAUCUGGGGUUUUGAUUUUGCCUUCUUUAUUAAUUUCUCCUAAUUUGUAACAGAUUCUUGGUUCCUAGUUGAAAUUGAAGAAAAUUGAGCCAUGGAUAUGGAUGAAAAAGGCCAGGGAAGAACAAGAGAAUGUGGACAGAUGAAGAGGAUAGAGAAUUGGUUUAUGCUCUUUUUGACAUGGUCAAUACAGGAAAUCACAAGGCUGACAAUGAUUUCAAGUCAGGCUUUCUUAGGGUGCUUGAAGGAGUGUUGCAUGAGAAGUUGCCGGGGUGUGGAAUUAAGGCUAAGCCACACAGAAUCUAGGGUCAAGACAUUGAAAAGGGAUACUGGAACUGUGUUUGAUAUGGUUAACGGAGUGGGCUGCAGUGGAUUUGGAUGGGAUUUCAACACAAAUAUGGUGGUUGCUGAAAAACAAGUGUGGGAUGGCUAUGUGCAGAGCCACAAGCGUGCUGCUCCCUGGAAAAAUAGGAGUUUCCCACAUUGUGACAUGUUGUGCAUCAUCUUCGAGAGAGAUCGUGCUAUGGGAAAACAUGCGGUUACUGCUGAUGAUGUCUUGGAGGAAGUGAGCAGAAAUGAGAGCAUUGACACAAAAUUUGAGUGUUGAAGAAAUUGAUACAUUGUCAAAUGCUUCCAUCAACGAUGAAGGAAACAGUAAUAAAGGAAAGAAGAGGAAGAAUAGUAGUGACAGGUUGGAUGCCUUUCGUGAAGCAGUUAUGAUUAUUGGCACCAAGAUUGAAGAAGCAACAGAUAAAUUCAGUCGAGCACUAGGUGUGGAUUUGGAUAUAGCUUUGAAGAGGGACAAAAUCAACGAGGAGCUUUGCAAGCUUUCCAAUCCAUAGACGGUUGAGCGCUACGGAGCCAUGCUUGCUAUAGCACGUGAGCAUGAGGUUACUGCUUGCUUCUUCACCUUGGAAGAUUAUGAGAGAGAAUAAUUUGUGAAGGCUUUACUUAAUGGAGACCUCUGAUGUCCAUUAUUAUUACUUUGCUAUAUUCCUGUUUAUUUCUUAGUUGAUACUAGCUAAUGUGUUGGAUCUUGUUACUUUA
This is a messenger RNA of Camellia sinensis, 1207 nucleotides long. RefSeq lists its product as uncharacterized. Lineage: Eukaryota; Viridiplantae; Streptophyta; Magnoliopsida; Ericales; Theaceae. The record is from RefSeq and is a predicted model, not a curated record.